UACAUGCCAGGGAAUCAGAAGCUGGUAAAGGAGGUCAAGGAGAGUGUGAGGCUGCUGCGGCGUGUGGGGAAGGAAUGCAUUGACCAGAGGAGAGAGGCCAUCCAGAACGGGAAGGAAGCCACACUGGACAUUCUUACGCAGAUACUGAAAGGAGAUGCUCUGGAGGAAACUAGAGAUGAUGAAAACAUUCUGGAUAACUUCAUCACUUUCUUUGUUGCAGGUCAUGAAACCACUGCCAAUCAGUUGUCAUUCACAGUGAUGGCGCUGGCUCAGCAUCCUGAAAUACUGGAAAGGCUUCAGGCUGAAGUGGAUGAAGUUCUUGGUGCCAAGAGACACAUCGACUAUGAGGAUCUUGGCAAACUCACGUACUUAUCACAGGUUUUGAAGGAGUCACUGCGGCUGUACCCGCCCGUCCCGGGGACAGUACGCAGGAUAGAGAAGGAGCACGUCAUUGAUGGCAUCAGAAUUCCUGCAGACACGAUGCUCAUUUUCAGCACUUACAUAAUGGGAAGGAUGGAAAGGUAUUUCAAGGAUCCACUCACUUUCAAUCCAGACCGAUUUAGCAAAGAUGCACCUAAGCCAUAUUACUGCUACUUUCCAUUCUCUCUGGGACCCCGAUCCUGCAUUGGGCAGGUGUUUGCCCAGAUGGAGGCAAAAGUAGUGAUGGCAAAACUGCUGCAGAGGUUUGAAUUCCAGCUGGUACCAGGGCAGAGUUUUAAACUUGUGGAUGCUGGAACCUUCAGGCCACUAGAUGGAGUGAUGUGUAAAUUAAAGCCACGGAGCCCUGCAAGAGGCUGCCAGGCAUGA
Messenger RNA from Tauraco erythrolophus (red-crested turaco), 807 nucleotides. NCBI's taxonomy places the organism in Eukaryota, Metazoa, Chordata, Aves, Musophagiformes, Musophagidae. The record is from RefSeq and is a predicted model, not a curated record.